UCCAGUCCCGUGCGUGCCGCCGAGCCGUCGACACGUAUCGUCGCCCCGUUCCAGUACACACGCUCCUCCGCACACUCGCUCUGUACAAUCGAAGGGAGAGAGAGAGAAAGGAGCAGCAGCAGCCUGCGAGCGCCUUGCCUUGCUUUUGCGCCUGGAUGUACGGGAGCGCGCCGCGACGAGGAUGGAUUACACUUGCUGAUGCUGCUGAGUGCGUUCUUCCCCCUACAGCUAGUGCAGUGGCAUACACGUUGUUCCGCGCAGCGUUGUGACUCGAGUGUGCAUAAGCAGUGACAGUGCAGCGCUUGCUCGUUCGCUCGCAUGAAUGAGACAAAACGCGCGAGUAUCGAUUGUGCAGCGACGUGCCGAUGAUCCACAGCGGCAUCGGCAGCUCUGAACACGUUCUCCGGACUCUGCGGAAUUUUUCCUCCCUAACCGGCGAGGGAUAAUAUGCCGAAUUGAAACUCUAGCACGCCAGUCAACGUCGUUCAGUGUGAUGGAGAUUUUCUGAUCUGGAGUAUAUAAGAGAGUUUUGUGUGUGACGUGCGCCAAAGAGAGCGAGGAGAGAGUCGUGAUUGUUGUCCUGUGCAAGUGAUGAAGUAUCUCGAGAAGAAAUGUGUGCAAGGAUUAAAUUCUCGCCCUACAAGUUCUUGCAAUGCGUAAUCGUUUUGUGUAUGUCAAACCUCCCACACUCGGACUCGUCGAAUGUCCGUGCGGCGCCGCAGUCGUUUCGAGUCCGGCCGCUGAACACCUCGGUCCUGGAAGGAAGCGAGGUCACUCUGCAGUGCGAGGUCAAUAAUCGAGUUGGCAACGUGCAAUGGGUCAAAGACGGCUUCGUCUACGUGAUACAGCCAAACGGAGAAGUGGUUGGUCACUCGCGAUGGCGAAUCGUGGGCGAGCAGUCGCUGGGCAUCUACAACCUGAACAUCAGGAACGCCUCGCUGAGCGACGACGGCGACUACCAGUGCCAGGUCGGACCUUACGGACGCAUCAAGGCCAUCCGCACCAAAGCCAAGCUCACCGUUCUAUCGCCGCCCCAGUCGGUGGAGAUCAUCAGCCACUCGCGUGACUCCAAGAUCGAGAUCGAGCAGAACAAGUCGUUGAAGCUGGAAUGCAUCGUGCGGAUGGCCAAACCCGCGGCAACGAUCGUCUGGUACCGCGGCAACGUCGAGAUCAAGGGCGGAGACAUCCACAUCACGUCCGUCCCGAUCGCUGAUGAAAAGGACGUGCUGAAGCCACCGGACCACAAGGAUGGCAAGCUCGAGAAGUACGACACGCAGGGCUCGAUCACCAUAACGUCGACGCCCGACGACGACGAGAUGGUCUACACCUGCGAGGCCAAGCAUCCGGCGAUACACAUCGAGAGACCCAUGCGAGCCAGUGCCACGCUAUCCGUUUUCUACAAACCCGGACCGCCGUACAUCGAGGGCUACGUCGAGGGCGAGACGCUGCGUCGAGGUCAGCAGGUCGAGCUGACCUGCAAGUCUCGCGGUGGCAAUCCGCCGGCCCAGGUCGUCUGGUACAGGAACGGCGAGGUUGUGCACUCGGUUUACACGACAGAGGGCCACGUCUCCAAGAACGUGCACGCCUUCAUCGCCCAGGCCAGCGACGACAAGGCCAGGUUCGAGUGCAAGGUCUCCAACGUCAUGAGCGUCACGCCCAUGACCACCCACGUCGACCUCAGCGUUCUGUUCGCGCCGACGGGCGUAGAGCUGACCGGUCCAGCGGAGGCGAGGGCCGAAGAGCGCGUGACGAUCACCUGCACGACUGACAUAUCGAACCCCGUAUCGGAGAUCAAGUGGGUGGUCGAUAACCACAGGAUCAACAGCACCUCGAAGGUCAUACCGGCUGCGCAGGGCGGCUUCAUCACCACCUCCAACAUCACCUUUCACAUCAACAAGGUGGCACAGCGGGCGGUCGUCGUCUGUCACGCGCAAAACAUCAAGCUGUCCGAGACCAUUGUCGGCACCCACACCAUCAACGUCAUCUAUCCGCCCUCGAGGCUAGAAAUCUCCGGCUACGAUCCAAGGACUCACAUCGUCGCGGGAACAGUUCUGAAGCUCUCGUGCACCGCAAUAUCCGGUAAUCCCCCGGCGACUAUAACUUGGUUUAAGAACGACAUACAGGUACGUAAAAAGGUAACGAGUACGACAAGGCCACGAGAUCACGCGGUGACCAGCGAGAUGGCUUUAUUGGUUAAUGCAACGGACAACAAGGCCAACAUUCGUUGCGAAGCGAACAACUCUGCAACGCAGGUACCCCUCAUCCAGUCCGUCAACCUCAAUGUCUACUUCCUGCCGGAGACGGUAAGAAUCAGCACCGAGCCCGCUGAGUUCAGAGCAGGAAAAACUGGCAAAUUAAUUUGCGAGUCGAAGAGCAGUAAUCCCGCGGCCGAGAUGUCCUGGUGGAAGGCCGGCAGCCCCGUCACCGGUACGACGAAUAGCACCAAGAACGGUCUAUACGGUGGUUACAUCUCUUCCGUCGAGCUCGAGCUCGAACUUAACGAGGACAUGAACGGCGAAGAAUACACCUGCCAGGCCAAGAACCCCGAGAUCGAUCGCAGCGUGCACGAUUCCACGUCCCUUGACAUCUUGUAUAAACCGUUGUUCGAGACACUAGAGCCGAACCAGCUCGUGGGCAUGGAGAGCGAGCCGUUUGUGAUCUCGGUGGAGGCUCGGGCCAAUCCCAAACCCAUAACGUACACUUGGACACGGGAUGGCUUGCCGUUGAGCAGUGGUGCCGCAGGUACUCGAAUACUCGCUCGAGGCUCGACGUUGAAUAUUACGAGGCUCGACCGCAACGACGCCGGCACUUAUAUCUGCGAAGCCAUGAACGACGAGGGCACGACUUUUUAUCAGUUGAAUUUGACCGUUCAAUAUCCGGCGGCGAUAGUACGCACGUCUACCUCAGGCGUGAUCUAUCCUCAAGGCGUCGAAGCGAAGUUGUUCUGUGAAGUCGAGGGCUCACCAAUGGGCGGUGAGUACAUCACUUGGUACAAGGAAAGCACGAACGUCGGUGAGCUUGGUGACCGGUACUCCACGUACUACUCCAAUAAAACCUCCUUCCUGAGGAUAAAACAUCCGAAUCAGAGGGAUGUCGGCGAGUACAGAUGCAACAUCAACAACGGCAUCAGCAAUGUCACCUCUGAGCCUAUCCUAUUCAUUACGAAUUUCAAGCCAGAGAUGGCAAAUUCUCCACUGACAAAGAAGGCUGCCGUGAAUAAUGGAGCUAACGCUCAGCUCUACUGCAAAGCUAAAGGUUCUCCAUUACCACACUUCACUUGGGUGUUCAACGGAAAAACGAUACUGCCAAACGUGACUGAUUACAAAUACGGCUUAACCUAUACUAAUCUAUCGGAGUUGUAUUCGCAAUCGGUGCUGACGGUCUACCACGUGGGCCAGUCGGAUUACGGCAAGUACGAGUGUCAGGCGCAUAACAGUGUAGGCCACGCCUCCGAAUCCAUCGCCCUGGACGUGACCUCACCUCCGGACGAGCCCUCCGACCUCGAGGCCGUGAACGUGACCCACGACAGCGUGACGCUCGUAUGGAAGCGCGGCUUCGACGGCGGUCUGCCCACCUCGCAUCAGAUCCGCUGGCGCGAGGCGCGAGACGACGAGGCCAACUACCGCUACCUCGACGUCUCGCCGGGCAACUACCGGGCGGUGGUCGAGCACCUGGCUCUCGGCACUUACUACGUCUUCAGCAUCCGAGCCAAGAACUCCAAGGGCGAGAGCCCCUUCCUGCCAGAUCUCCUGAAAGUUCAAACACUACGUCCCGACGCGGCCGAGAAUCUCACGCCCGACGUGCUCAAGGAGCGGGGCGAGAGCCCGAUGAAGUACAUUUACACGAUCGCCGCCACCUCGAUCGUCUUUUUUAUUAUUAAUGUCUUCAUCAUGUUGUGGUAUAUCGUGAGAAAGAAAAACAAGGAUCGCAUAAAUAAAUCUCAGACGGCGGACAUGUACGCGCCGUCGACGGUGAACGGCGACACGAUGACCGGCGAGUUGAGCUCGGUGUCAGACGAGAAGAGCGACGUCAACUUCGACGCUAACGAUUACGUGGACGAGGGGCGCAAGACCGCGGCGAGCACCUACCUGAUAGACCCGACGCUGCCGGACUACGGCAAGAGCGGCCUGGAGAUGCAGGUCCACCAGCAGGGCACCCUCAACCGACGAAGCAAUCACCUGCCUAGCAUGAUGAACAUGGACUCGCCGCCUCAGCGCACCACCGCCAGUGGUACACUAUCCGCUUCGAAGUCGAGCUACAUAGGCAAUCCGAGCCCUGCUCCACCCUCCGACGUAAAUUUCUACAGCGUGGAGGUGGAGAGCGGUCGCUUUAUGGGAUAUGAGUCGAACCCGAGCCCGGCCCCAGCCUCGACGAUCCUCGAGGGCCCGGGCCCGGGCGCCUACUAUCCUUCCCUCAGUCCUGCCUCCGGCCACCACCAUCACCAGCAGCAACAGCAGCAGCACCAGCUCAACCAGCAGCUGCAGCACCAGCAAGGGGGCAACAGCGCGGUGGGCCUCGGCAGCCACGGGACGAGCCUCCUGAUGGGCGUGGGUGGCCUCGGCGGCGGCCUUGGCUUGGGCUCCGGCAUGGGCACGCUGACCAGGACGCGGACCCUGCCGCGGCCUGUGCCCCCCCCAGACGUCACUGUUAUGACUGCCGGAACAAAGUCACCUCUGCCGCCGACGGUACCCCCCCCGCCAGCUACAUUUGCACGUGCGGCCCCCAUCCCCGGACAUUCCCACGGGCACCCAUUGUCAACUUUCACAUCGACGCCGCAGUACUCUGAUAUUGACGGGCACCUCGUCUGAGCUCGCCGGGAUGCCACUGAGAUGAUGUAGCAGCCCGACUGCGACUGCGACAGCGACGAGGACAGCACCAGGCUCUAAUGGACGACUACUGAUGCUGCUGCUGCCGCCGCCGGACUCUAUAGUUUCGGCGACGUCGUCGUAUAGAUCACGAUGAGCAUACUACUGAAUCGAGCUGGCGAAAUUCAAACGGCCAUUAUCCGCCGCCGCGUAAUCUGUCUUAUCAAUUUAGAAGUCGACUGAAAAAAUGUCCCUUGCUUACCGAUCGAGUAAGUUUUUUAAGAGUUUUACUAACUUUUUCGACCGAAAUCGGCAUACGAACUUUCCAUUUGAUACGAUAAUAAUAGCUGCCCGCAAGCACUGAUCGCGUCAAUUUGAGAUCGUUUUUAACGUAAUUUGUACAUUGCAUUUCUCUUCUAUAUAUACGAGAGCUCUUUCUUUGAUAAAAGGAUGUAUUUAUAAGCGAGCGGACAAUCCUGUGAAUUUUGCCAGCUAUCGAACGGAUGCUGGAUCGACGAUUUCUCCGCAAAGACGACAUUAAUCAUGCGAAAAAAGCAACUGUGAGUGCAACGCCGCGGUUUUACGUUCGAGUGCUCGAAGAUAAACGAACAAAAACAUGGACACCGUUAUGCGAUAAUGAUUCGGUGAGCUUCGAUAGCUUGUACAGUGAGCGAUAACUUUUGCGUGUAAAUACCGUGAGAUUGUGAGUAAGUGAGAUAUUUUAGGAUUUUAAUAUACGAUAAGAACGGUUGUUCAUCUAUUGAUCAUUAUUUGCUUCGUUGUUUUUAAUCGUUACUUUUCGUGACGGAUCUUCUCUGGAAAUUUAGUGCAACCAAAGUUUUUUAUAGCGGUCUCGAGAUAAGUGCUGAUACCUCUAAAGUCAUCGAAACCGGCUCGCGACCUACGAUGAUUUUGGUACAACGUGCAGCUCUUCUCGAAAAGAGUAUUCACCGGAAUACGAAGACGUAUAUACGUAUCGAAUAUCUUUUAUUACAAAGUUUUACAUUCGUAGAACCUUCAAGUUUUCAGAGGAGCUUUAUUUUUUAUUUCAUCAGCUUGAGGGAAAAAGCGGGCGGACAGAGAAUGAUGAAUGAAACAAACCACGAGGCGAUUGUCACUCUUUUCAGUGUCGCUUCCGAAUAAGUCAAUAUAUUCACAUUGUAAAGUUAGCGUUUAAGUACGUUUAGCGACGACUGACGUUUUUCUUAAUAUAAAAAUAAAAAUAAUCCAAAGUCCAGAGUCGGUUUGCCUUCCGUAUGAAAAGGUCCGCGCGAGUACACGAAAUCGAGUAGGUCGUUUUGAUAUAUAAAGUCAGGCGGGAAAAGCGUUACGGAAAUCCAAAGGCGCGAGUGCAAAUUAGUGCGAAACUCUGCUUUUUGAAAAUUAAUCGUUCGCCGGAUAAUCAUUUGAAAGACAUGAAAGUGAGUGUCUCGCUGUAGUGAUAUAUCGUUAUGGAGAAGACAAUAGCAUGCACGGUCUCAUUAGUUGCUCGAUUGUUCUGUUUUUGUUUUAUUUUUCUGUUCGUAUAGAGUUCAGUUUCAGAUUCUCUGAUCCACGUACAUACACUAACACUAAAAAACGAGAACAAAAUUCACGCGAAUCGUUUCGAAUCAUCUUUUGUACAUACGACCCGCCAAUACGGAAUUAAUAUUAUAUCCUUAUAUAUACGAACCUAUUCAACUGAGUGUUAUACACAUACAUACAUACAUAUAUAGACAUAUAUUUUUGCAUUUAUUUCUCAUUCGAUGAUCGUUCUUGUAAAUAGCGUAAGCACAAAACAACACGAUGUCGACAUACACAUCAACGCGUUCACGACGUCUUAAAAACGUUGACGUUUAUUCCUACACACAGGUAUAAAAAGAAUAAAAAGAAGUAAUUCAAUGGAUCAUAUGAGGGUCUCGCGCUACGCCGUAGGCUAUACAAUGAAAAAUAAACGCGCUAUAGGGCAUCAAAGACUAAAAGAAAAGAGAGUAGGAGAAAUAAAGAACCGUGUAUACUGUCGCAAGUUUAAAGACGACGUAACAUCGUUAUCAAUUUUCUUUCUUUUUCGUUUUACGUGGAAAGCCUAAGUAGUUUGCAUAUAUAUUUUUCAAAGUGAAAACAAUAAAAACGUGGCGGUAGAGUAUUUCCGCGAUGUGGAAAAAAGUACGUGCAACUUUUGAAUACGUUUUUUGGCCUAUUGUAAUUAUACGUACAUACGCGGAGUAACUACUAUUCUGCGCGAGCACGCGACACCUGAUAAGUUUGAUGAUUUUUCGUCUCUGUUUCUUCUGAAAUUAAUAAGAGUAUAUUUUUUUAAGAAGUCACAAGAUUUUAGAAAAAAAUUGUUUCGUGAUGUGAAAAUUUCUGUGAUUUCGUUGUUUGGAAAACAUGUGAUUGAUUUAUAUUUGUUAAAAGUGUAUGAAAAACGCGUGCACUAUAAUAAUAAAAAAAAUCAGGUUUACUGGUGUCGCGCGCAAAACGUUUACGGUUAUUAUUGACGAAAAAAAGUUUUAUGAAUGGGAAGUUUGUGGAGCAUAAUAUUGCACAUACUGUUAAAUUGAUUAUUGCGAUGAUUUGUUAUGAAAAAAAUAGUAGAAGCCUACGAAGCUUACGAACGAACACGUAUUGUUGAAGUAGAUAAAAAAAACGAUAAAAUAAAUAAAAAAUCAACUGUUACACGUGUGUACGAAGCCAAUGAGUCACGGCUUAGACUGAUGAUUUAUGGUGAAAAAAGCAAAGUGACGAGAUGUAGAGUAAAACGGGAGAAAUAAACGUAUGCUCAAUUAGAGAACAUGUUCGCGCAUAAUUAAGAGGUUCUAUUUACAUAUACAUGUUUUAUAUUUGUAAUUAACGAAUCAUCUAUUAACUUAAACAAUACAAUACCUGAAAGCGUGAGAGAAAAGAAAGAAAAACAACAAUUUCUUAGACUAUGUGGUCUCCAGAGUAUUUGAUUAGAAGUGCUAGAAAAAUGUUAAAGAAAAUGAAAGUGCGUUACGUUGAGAGGAAAUAUAAUAGAAUAAGUAGUAACAAAUGUUGAUAAAAGGAUUUGAAAUUUUUGGCUGUAUCAACUAAGUUUCUUGCGUUCUAAAACCUUCGUCAAAAGUUUUUCUACGAUCUUUUUGCGAAGGAAACACUGCUAGAGUUUUAAAGACUGUAACUCGAAGUUUUAAAUGUUAUUACGGUCGCGCUUUGAAUUUCUGAAAAGAAAAUGUUGAGUUCGAGUAUAUGAGGUAGGUUUUUAAAAAGAAUGCACCAAAAAUUUAGUUGCCAUAGCUAAAAUUUACGACUCCAGACACAUUUGUAAUUCGAAAUCUGUUUUCUCUAGGCGGAACGAAAAUUAACGGAGUAGUGAGCGAGCGGAUAUACGUCCACAAGAGUACCUUGGAGAUGUACAUACUAUCUAAUAUAAUACGGCACGAUAUUUGAUAUUUUACAUGAUAGCAAAGAAAAAAACUAAUAAUUCUGUUGAUUAUUCUAAGACAUAGUCAAUCCUAAUUAUACAAUCAUUAAGAUUAUGAGAGAAUGUGCAAGAGCGUGAGAACGUGUGAGACGAAAAUUAAUCAUUUUAACUUGUAAAUAAUGUACAUAAUUGAUUCUUAGAUAGAUAUUGAAAAUUGAAACACGCAUUACGAAUUAAAUAUAUCAAUAAAUACGAAAAAAGUGGAGGAUAAGAAAAGAUCGAGAGCUUUUGUAAUAAGUAAAAUAUAGGGUCGAUGUUUUCAUCGCAAACUUUGCAUCUUCGCGCGAUUUUUUCUUCGUCGAAAAUACUCAUCGUAUGUGGUGAUGGUGGUGGUCCUUUUUAAUAAACAGAAAACACAUGAAAUAAUUAAUACUGCGUAUUAUCGAAUGGAAAUGACGGGAACGAAUGUAUAAGUGCACAGGUGAACGCGCAAGUAAACAUUAAAAAAUAAAAAACUAUGUAAUUUACUAAAAGUGUGUAUUGUGUAUAAAAAAUAAUGUGGAUAUAUCGAAUAACGAAUCGCAUUAACAUCGGGCUUUCGGUCCGAGCCCUUUUCCAGUUACAAAACUCGUUCUCACGUUAACUCGAUGAAAAAAAUAAGAAAAAACCUUAAUGUAAGCGAAAAAAAAUGAUAAGGCACUACUAUACAUACGGAAAAUGCGCUGUCGUCUGUUUCCGAAUGCAGAGCCAAACAAGAAAAAUUAUCUUCACUUUCUUUGUUCAAUCGGUUGUUCGAAAUAGUAUAUCGCAAACAAUGCACUGACUGUACGAUUUUUAUAUCAGCAAUUUUAUCACUUUUUUUCGCCACAAUUUUCGAGCUGUUUUUAUACACUGUUGUUGAAACACCUUUCCGCGAGGAUUUGAGUUUUGAUACUACCAGAGAUUGUAAAAUUUUAAUCACAGCACUGGUCUAGAAAGGAUUUGUAUUCACCACAAGAUUAUACACGAUCAUAAAUUGUAUCCACAAUCAUAUCCACCGUUUGAUGGCAAAAAAAUGGAAGUCUAUAACAUGACCGUAUUUUAAAACAAAGUUAAAACUCUGAAAGUACGAGGUCAUGUGCUGAGAAAAUGAGAUUAUAUCACAACGUAGUUUGGCCAUUUAUGAUCGCAGUAUGAAUCUUUUUUAGACUAAUACACAGGUCAAAAAGGAAAAAGACAACUUUUCGAACAGAAUGUUCUCUUCUAUAACGAAGCUGCCGUAUAAUCAGACAAAGAGAGAUUAACGUGUUAUCUUCGGUAGUUCGUACAAUGAUUCGCCGAUCUCUCAAACUUAUUCCUUUUUUGCCCGCACAAAAACCCUGUUGGUUCGGUACGUGCGAACGCUUCCACCUAUGUGCCAAUACAUUAAGUAAAUGUUUUUCGAUGUGUAAUGUAAAAGACAAAACAAAACAAAAAAAAUCACGUGUGAGAUGUGCGCAAAGACAGACGUUUUCAUCAUCAAGCUCGUUUAUAUCCGUAAGUAUUCCGUGUAAGCAAAGAUUUAAAAAAAGUGUAAAUCCUCCGUCUUAAUUAAGGGAAUAAAAAAAAACUAAGGAAAUGAAUGGAACAGUAAUAAUCUCAAGGACACUCGUGCGAUAUCAUAAUGAUACGCCGCGCGGAGAGGGGAAAAAGUGCAAGAGAUAUAAUGAGAAUGAACGAGAAUGAGAGAAAGAAGGUGAAAAAGCUCUUCGAUAUGAUGAGAAACUUGUAUAAUAUAAUUAACAAAAAAUUCAUCGUACAUUAAUUAUUGUACAUAUAUAUAGUAUUUUUACAUUCUAAUUCUAAAUUCCAUUUCCGAUUCUAAAUGGUACAGUACAGCUCUGUGUGCUUCGCCUGUCAUCUUUGCAUUAUUACGCUACGUCGGAGAAAUUGAUGUAUUCUUUUUGUUUUCCUUCCAAAGGAAAGUCACUGUCAGUUCGAUAUGUUUCUUUCAAUAUUAUAUACGAUAAUUUAACUAUUUAAAAAAAAAACGUGUUACGUUAUCUUUAACGAUAGUCCGUAAGAGAAAUAUUAUUUGUUUAAUUUGAAUAAGCUGUUACUCGAUAAUUUGUAUAUUAUGACGAUUUGUGUUAUUCGCGAUAAAAUGAAAUGUCGAUCAAUAUAUAAAUUGUACAUCUAAACACCUUCGCAUUUUUCUUACACCGCCGAUGCAAAGUCGAAUUGUUCGCGUCCUUCGUAUCAACGUGUGACGAUUUUCGUUAUAGCUCGGACAUAGCGAGUAAAAGAGUAAGGAACGACGAAUUUCUUUGUAUUUUUCAUUGUGUCAACGCUGUAACUACGAAACAAAUGCACGAAGGCAGAGUGAAGCUUAACACGCUAGUCCUUAAUUUAAAACCAAAGUACGACGAAGAAAAUUACGUAUAGCUUUUAAGCGAAUCUCAAAUUAAUGAAAGGAAACGAAGAAAAGACGAAAAAAAUAAACAAGGAAACGUCACACACACACACACACACACACACACACGUACACUUUUGUGUCUUCGCGAGCAAAAAAAAA
This is a messenger RNA of Nasonia vitripennis (jewel wasp), 10720 nucleotides long. RefSeq names its product nephrin (gene sns). Gene Ontology annotation, molecular function: protein binding. The transcript is spliced from 19 exons. Lineage: Eukaryota; Metazoa; Arthropoda; Insecta; Hymenoptera; Pteromalidae. Bases 612 to 4808 code for a protein of 1398 amino acids. The record is from RefSeq and is a predicted model, not a curated record.